Molecule: messenger RNA, 3108 nt
Organism: Panonychus citri (citrus red mite)
Lineage: Eukaryota; Metazoa; Arthropoda; Arachnida; Trombidiformes; Tetranychidae
Exons: 6
Coding region: 2506-2892 (128 amino acids)
Source: RefSeq, a predicted model, not a curated record
AAGACCCGAUUUUUGGCAAAUUUUAAGCGAUACUAAAUUUUCAUAAUUUAAUUUCAAGGUCAUUCCGGUCAUUCUGUUAGGAUACGAUUUCAAGGUCAUUUGAUGGUCCGAGUGGAGAGUGAAACAAUCGGUCAGUCAGAUUAAUAAGCGUUUCUUUUUUUGCCUCCUUGGUGUAUACAUGUAGUUUAUAUCUUAUUAUUUGCAUUAACCUUUAUUUUAAGAAUUCGACAUGCCCUUCAAUUACCCACUACUGAAAUCCAAACUAGAAUAUGCUAAUGGACGAGAGUGGACAUUCGAAAUGAUCCGGAAUUUUUACACUAUGAUCUUAACAGGUUAUUUGGAAUGUGCUCAUUUCCAUACCUAACCUAACCUAACCUAACCUAACUUAACCGAUAACCUCAACCUCACCUUCUAACCAAAUCUCAACCUCAGAGUUUAACUACUUUUCUGUGAGUAUUUUUCCUUCUAAGUAGCCAUAGAAAAAAGCUCGAGUCCAGCUAUGUCUGAGAGUCAGUUUUGGCUGCUUAAGUAAAUUCCUGACGGUGAGCUGACAAAAUGAGAACUUUUCGAAAGAAAAAUGACCUCAAGUCUAUAUCCUAAGAUAGAAAAUAUUUAAUCCAAAAGCUUUUGUCAGUCGAUGAACCAUAAUAAAAACUAAAGUUGAAAAACACGACUAAAUUCGGAUUUUACGGAUUCGGUUUAUUUUUUAAAAUCGAAAAACAAAAAACUUCGAUCGCUGACUGUGGCUCAACCAGAGAUUUUACAGAACUUUUGAAAAAGGUCUCUAUCCAAAUCUUCUAUCCAAAAUAGAUGUUAAUUUUGUGUUUGACGGAGGUCGAUUCUAGGGUUGACAUACCCCUUUCAAUCGAAGAUCGAAUAACCUCUAUUUGAGUGUUCGUCUUAUUUCAUCUCAUUUCGCUACUUAAUCGCAAUCGAUCACGUUCAUUGAAUUGACCGAACCAUAGAAACUCAACUCAUCUAGUGACAUCUAGAGUUCGUUUUGGUAACUGUUUCGAACGAAAAGUUUUUUCAAACUUUCCAUACUCUUAAUCUCUUAAUCUACCAAGUAGAUUCUACCUUAAAUUACCUGAGUCAACGAUUACAUCUUGAACUAGUCAUGAUAGAAUACAACCAUAUAUGGACUAUUAUGAUAUACAUUUAUCAUGAAUUCCAGUUCCUCAAAUUUAUGAAUACGUGAAGUUAGUGUUUUGAUAUAAAGAAUCAGUCAUUUGUAAUUCUUAUUAAUAAAAACGAUUUUCCUUUUACCUAAUCAAUUGAUUAUUAUUUCUCUUGUAUUCUCUUUAGAUUUAAUCAAAAUACGAUCAUUCACCCCAUAGAUAUACCUUAAGAUUAAUUAGAUUGUUACCUUGAUAUUAAUUAAGCUCCUUGUUAUUUGAUUAAUAGUAAAAGAGCCAAUCGAAAACUCAUCUUGUUAUUUUCUCUAUGUAAGGUUGAUGGAUUACCUUAAUUCGUCAACCAUGAACUGGAUUAAAUAUGUUCCUCUAAUUGUUGUUAUUUGUUGUCAAUUUCAAGGACAAUUAACAAUAACAAUCAAAAAAAACUAUUUUACCCUCAACGAUGUUACUCAAAAUUGGACAAUGUUAAUAAUAUUUCCCUUCAGCUGAUGAAUCUCAAUCAGAUAAUCUCAUCAGUACAAUAUAAACAAAGGUAAUUGGGUAAUGGUCAAUAAAUACAAUGAAUGAUUAUGUUUGUUUUCUGGACAAAGCUAUUUGAUAAUUGGCAAUUGAUUGUUGUCACAAUUACCUUGAUAAAAUAGAAAGAGUGACAAUUAAAUGUAAGUGAGACAAACAAUUGGAUUGAAAUUGUUUCCUCUUGAACGGAAAUAACGAAAUACACAAGUAUCAACAAUCGAGAGAUGAAUUAAAUUAAAUUAAAUGAUGAUAAACAUUUAAGUCUCAAUUGGUUAUCUCAACCAGAUAACCUGAUAAUAUAAUGCUAAUUGUCGUAUUCUGGUAAUAACAAUCUCAUUAUGAAAACUAUUAUCUAACCUAAUGAGGCUAACAAUUAACAAAAACACUGUUCUCUCUUUGAUCUUCUCAUUAUAGCAAUUAACUAACUAACACAAUGAUUUACAUGGGUGACCUUAAAUAGAGAGAGAUUUUGAUUAUUCUGUUGAUUUUUUUUCUUCUUUUGCUCAAUCAUUAUAUCAAUUUCGUUCCACCCAUUCAAUGUCAUAUUCAAACACUUUACAGACCAAUUUAAAGUCGCAAUACCAUUGAAAAGUCAACUGAAUUAAAUCAACUAACCAACUGAUUAGUACUUUUUGGUCAACUAACAAUAAUCAACUUGUUAGUUUGUCAUUGACUCUGAAAGCAUCAAGAUAACGACAAUCAAAUUAACCAAUAGUAAUAACAAACUUACCUAAUGAUGGACAAUCUUUAAUUUAAACUGUGCAAUUAAGUUGACAACUAAUUACAAUCGUCGCCAUCAAGUAUCAAUCCAACUUUAAUCUGUGUUGAAACAAUUAAUUGUUAAUCAAACAAAAUGUUACGACUUCAGAAUAAGAUGAAUUCAUUUCUAAUUGUUUUCACAUUUUGUUCAAUUUCCAGUGGACUUUUUUUCCUCCAGAGAUAUAUCCAAUUGUGUGUUAAUUCUGAUCGACCAAAUAUCCAGAGUAUGUGUUUACUUUGUGACUCCAAACAAUUUCGAACCAUGUCUUACAUCUGCACUGGUCAGUACACUGUACCUGCUAAUACAACACAGGAACAAGCAUUUUGCCUGAUAAGUACAUGCCUAAGGCAAGUCCCUGGUCAGCAAGGAGGAACCGCCGUUGGCCGUAAACGACGUGAACUAAUUGAAUCAAAUGAGCCAAUUAAAACUUACGAAAUUUCAAUUGAAAACAAUGAUGAAGAUGAUGACAAUUCCUAUUAAAUAAAUUUCAUCAACUUACAACAAUUAAAUCACCAGUAAUAAUCAAGAUCAUCAAUCAAAAACACCAAUUAAUUAGUAAUGUAAAUUAUAUCAUCAUGAAAAUCUAUGGAAACAAUUAACAACCAUUCACCUCCUUUAAUCCAAAUUUAAAGCUAAUUCUUAAUUGUAACAAUAAAGGUUAAAUUGUUAACAUUUAUUCACAAUCAAUAAAUGAAA